AAAGCUCCAGUAUUUUCCCCCUUUCUCACUCUGGGCGCUGUGUUUUCUAGAGCGCGUCGCGAGGAUAUGGAAGAUGGCGAGCGCCGAGAUAGCGGCAGAGCACGAGCGAAUCCUGCGUGAGAUUGAGAGCACAGACACUAACUGCAUCGGGCCAACACUACGGUCUGUUUAUGAUGGGCAGGAACAUGGACUCUUCAUGGAUAAACUGGAGGGGCGGAUCCGGAAUCACGACCGCGAAAUUGAGAAGAUGUGCAACCAUCACUUCCAGGGCUUUGUGGACUCCAUUACUGAGCUGCUCAAAGUGCGCGGAGAAGCCCAGAAACUCAAGUGUCAGGUGACUGAGACCAAUCAGAAGCUCCAAAAUGAUGGCAAGGAGCUCCUGACAUCGAUGGAUGAGCUGAGACAGUGCCGUCUGCAGCAGAGGAAUAUCGCCACCACCAUUGACAAACUCACACACUGCUUACCAGUGUUGGAGAUGUACAGCAAACUGCAGGAGCAGAUGAGAGCCAAAAGAUACUACCCAGCACUACGAACCCUGGAACAGUUGGAGGAGAGUUGUUUGCCUCAAGCGGGAUCGUAUCGUUUCUGCGCCAUCAUGGCAGAGAAUAUCCCACGCCUGCGCACACAGAUCAGAGACGUCUCCAUGUCUGACCUCAAAGACUUCCUGGAGAGCAUCCGCAAGCAUUCGGAUAAGAUCGGAGAGACCGCCAUGAAACAGGCACAGGUGCAGAUCGCUCGUGACAAUGCCGUGACAUCACAGCAGCGAUCAGUGAGUGGACGGAGGAUACGAAAGGAAGUGUGCUCAGGUACAGAGGUGGACAGAACUGGAAGCAACCCCUUUUCAGAAAAGGAUUCUGGGAUACUGGAUGUGGAGGAUGAAGAGGAAGAUGAGAUUCCUGGUGCGCAGGACCUGGUGGACUUCUCUCCUGUGUAUCGCUGUUUACACAUCUACACUGUACUGGGUGCCCGGGACACGUUUGAGAACUACUACAGGAAGCAGCGGCGGAAACAGGCCCGACUAGUGCUGCAGCCUCACUCUAACAUGCAUGAAACGUUAGAGGGGUACAGGCGCUACUUCAAUCAAAUUGUCGGUUUUUUCGUAGUGGAGGACCACAUCUUGCACACCACACAGGGCCUGGUAAACAGGGCUUACGUGGAAGAACUGUGGGAGCUGGCCCUUUCAAAGACCAUUGCAGCCUUGCGUACACAUUCAUCUUAUUGCACUGAUCCAGACCUGAUUUUAGAUCUGAAGAAUCUUAUAGUGCUGUUUGCAGACACACUGCAGGGUUAUGGUUUUCCAGUAAACCAGUUGUUUGAUAUGUUGCUGGAGAUGAGGGAUCAGUAUGGGGAGAUCCUGCUGAAAAAGUGGAACCAGUCCUUCAGGCAAAUCUUGGAUCAGGACAACUACAGUCCAAUUCCCGUGGCGUCCCCUGAAGAGUACCAGCGAAUUGCAGGCCAAUUCCCCUUCCAGGAUCCAGAGCUAGACAAGAUGCCUUUUCCGAAGAAGCUGCCAUUUUCUGAAUUUGUGCCUAAAGUAUACUCACAACUCAAAGAAUUCAUCUACGCCUGCCUGAAAUAUUCAGAGGACUUGCACCUUAGCUCCACAGAAAUUGAUGACAUGAUCCGCAAGUCUACAAACCUCCUGCUGACACGAACCCUCAGCCACUGCCUACAGUAUGCCAUAAAGAAGAAAAACGUAGGACUGGCAGAGUUGGUUCAGAUCAUCAUCAACACCACUCAUCUGGAGCAGUCCUGUCACUACCUAGAAGAGUUCAUCUCCAACAUAACCAACGUGCCUCCUGACACUAUCAAUGCCACCAAACUCUAUGGAACCUCCACCUUUAAGGAUGCAAGGCAUGCCGCUGAAGAGGAGAUCUACACCAACCUGAAUCAAAAGAUUGACCAGUUUCUGCAGCUGGCUGAUUAUGACUGGACGGCAGCACAGGGAGGUGGACAGGCCAGUGACUACCUGAGUGAUCUCAUCGCUUUCCUCUGUAGCACCUUUGCAGUGUUCACUCACCUGCCCGGGAAGGUUGCUCAGACGGCAUGCAUGUCAGCCUGUAAACACCUUUCAACCUCCCUGCUGCAGUUGCUGUUGGAAGCUGAUGUCAGGCAAGUGUCUAUGGGAGCCCUGCAGCAGUUCAACGUGGAUGUCAAAGAGUGCGAGAGGUUUGCCAGGGCCGGCCCGGUGCCUGGCUUCCAGGGGGACACUCUGCUGCUCGCCUUCAUCGACUUGAGACAAUUACUGGAUCUCUUCACUCAGUGGGACUGGUCCACGUAUCUGGCUGACUACGGCCGACCCACCUGCAAGUACCUGCGAGUCAAUCCUCACACGGCUCUGGCCCUCCUAGAGAAGAUGAAGGACACCAGCCGCAAGAACAACAUGUUCGCUCAGUUCCGUAAAAACGAACGGGACAAGCAGAAGCUCAUUGACACCGUUGUCAAACAGCUGAGAAAUCUCAUCGCCACCAACCAGGCCUGAGAAAGCCAUCGCAUCAGCACACAGCACCACAUCCUCAAGUCCUUACGAGCUGCCACCAGACUGCGUGGUCUGCACUUGCACACAUCCAUUAGUUGGACGUAUUGUUCUUUUCCCCACACACACACUUGCACUAACACACACACAUAAACGCACCUCUCUGAAGGGUGCACCUGCUAAACCAUCCCGUGCCUGUGUGAUAUGGUAUCCAUGUCUUCCUAUGUGACUACCUGAACACAUUAAGGACACCAAAUCACAUUUUGCAUUUGGUUGCCUUUUAUUGUCUUGUAUUGAGCGUCUUACAAAAGGACUGUUCUCCUGUCACACAAUUUAAAUUGCCUUUACAAUAGUUCUACUAUUUAUCUCAUUUUUGAAUUUGACUACAGUUAGACUGUAAUGUGGAUAUUACUUAAAUUGCUGCAAAGUUAAAGGAGAAGUCCAUUUCUAGAACAAACAUUUACAGAUAAUGUACUCACCCCCUUGUCAUCCAAGAUGUUCAUGUCUUUCUUUCUUUAAUCGUAAAGAAAUUGCUUUUUGAGGAAAACAUUUCAGGAUUUUUCUCCAUAUAGUGGACUUUUAUGGUGCCCCGAGUUUGAACUUCCAAAAUGUAGUUUAAAUGCAGCUCAAACGAUCCCAAAUGCAUUUGUAAACAAUCACAGACAAGAAAGAGGGGUCCUAUCUAGCGAAACAAUCGGUUAUUUUCUGAAAAAUAAUACAAUUUAUAUACUUUUGAAUCUCAAAUGCUCGUCUUGUCUUACUCUGCCUGAACUCUGUUUUUUUUUUUCGGUUCAUGACAGUUAGGGUAUGUCGAAAAACUCCCAUAUAAUGUUCACCUUCAACUUAAAAAUCGUCCUAUAUCACUAUUUUACCUUUUUUUGUUAGGGGUGUUUGAUCUUCUUUGCAUGUUCACUUUGCAAAGACUGGGUUGGUACUUCUGCACCGAUGUAGGAUGAUUUUUAAAUGAUUUUUAAAGUUAAGGGAGAAAAUACGAUGGGAGGUUUUCGACAUACCAUAACUGUCUUCCACCAGAAUACAGAGAGUUCAGGCAGAGCAAGACAAGAUGAGCGUUUGAGAUUUAAAAGUAAAUUAACUGAUUGUUUUGCUAGAUAAGACCCUUCUUCCUCAGCUGGGAUCGUUUACAACCACAUUUGGGAUCGUUUGAAGCCGCAUUUAAACUGCAUUUUGGAAGUUCAAACUUGGGGCAC
Labeo rohita (rohu) is the source of this 3684-nucleotide messenger RNA. It is a transcript of the gene exoc6b, whose product is annotated as exocyst complex component 6B. NCBI's taxonomy places the organism in Eukaryota, Metazoa, Chordata, Actinopteri, Cypriniformes, Cyprinidae. The record is from RefSeq and is a predicted model, not a curated record. Gene Ontology annotation, biological process: intracellular protein transport; exocytosis; Golgi to plasma membrane transport. The transcript is spliced from 22 exons. Gene Ontology annotation, cellular component: membrane; exocyst. Bases 74 to 2482 code for a protein of 802 amino acids.